AUGCAUAUGAAUAAUUUAAUACCUGUUUCAAAUUCAUUUGAUAGUAAUGGACAAACAUAUUAUACAAUUGGUAAUUAUGUUGAUAUUUAUGAAAUUACAUCAAUAGCAUUUGGACCAAAUACAAUUGAUAUUAAAACAUUUUCAAUACCUUCAAAUAUUAAAAAUGUCAUUUUAUUGGAUGGUUUCAAUCAAGAGAUACCUCAAAACUAUUUUCCAAACACUGUCACAACCAUUAUCAUUCAUAAUAUAAGUAAACCAUUAUCAAUUGGAUCAUUAUCAAAUAUUAAGAAUGUUUAUUUAAAAGAUGGUUUUAACCACCCACUUGAAUCUGGUAUCAUUCCAACAAGUAUUCAAAAAUUAUAUUUAUCCCCAAAUUUUAAUCAAAAAUUAUUUUCAUCUUCAUCAAUACCUAAUUCAAUUGUGCUUGAAAUCUUUUAUAGUGAUCCUUUUGAUUAUACAAUUUUUACUAAUUUAAAUAUUAAUAAUAUUAAAUUAUUAAAACAAUAA
This is a messenger RNA of Dictyostelium discoideum AX4, 507 nucleotides long. RefSeq lists its product as hypothetical. The coding region runs from base 1 to 507 and encodes 168 amino acids. The transcript has 2 exons. The record is from RefSeq and is a predicted model, not a curated record. NCBI's taxonomy places the organism in Eukaryota, Evosea, Eumycetozoa, Dictyosteliales, Dictyosteliaceae.